AUGGGGGCUUGGAGGAGUAGUGGGGACGCAAGCGCUACGUGGACCACGAAUGCGCAAUGCAUUAGGGAAGCCGCAAGAGAGGUAUUAGGGGUCUCAAAGGGUUACUCUGAUGGUCACAAGAGAGACUGGUGGUGUAAUGGAGAGGUGCAAGGAAAAGCGAAAACUAAGAAAACAACGUAUUUGAAGCUAGUGGAAAGUGUAGGCGAGGAGGAGAAGAGGGAGAAUAGGGAGCAUUAUAAGUUGGCUAAGAAAGAGACAAAGCUAGCAGUUACGGCGGCCAAAACUGUAGCUUUUAAUCGUUUGUAUGAAGAACUCAAGGGCCGAUAUGGGGAUAAGAGGUUGUUCAGGUUAGCCAAGGCACGGGAAAGGAAGGUGCGUGACUUAGACCAAGUGAAGUGCAUCAAGGAAGAAGAAGGAAGAGUUUUGUUGGAUGAGGGGCUUAUCCGUUGGAGAUGGCAGACCUACUUCCAUAGUAUCUUGAACAAGGAAGGGGACAAGAGCAUUGUACUGGGUGAUUUGGAACUCUCCGGGAGUCGCUAUAACUUUGGGUAUUGUAGGCGGAUUAGAGUUGAUGAAAUUGAGGGGGUUAUGCGAAAGAUGAGCAGGGGCAAAGCGACAGGGCCGGAUAAAAUCCCCGUGGAGUUUCGGAAGAGUGCGGGCAAGGCAGUCUGGGAGAGAGUGGUAGAGCUUAGAGUGAGGAAGAGUGUGUCUAUUUCCGAGAACCAGUUUGGAUUUAUGCCGGGGUGUUCGAUUACAGAAGCCAUCCACCUUGUUAGGAGAUUGACGGAGCAAUAUAGGGAGAGAAAGAAUGACUUGCAUAUGGUGUUCAUCGACUUAGAAAAGGCGUAUGAUAACGUUCCGAGGAGAUUUUAUGGAGAUGUUUGGAGGCUAGAGGUUUACAUGUUGCCUACUUUAGGUUGA
This is a messenger RNA of Nicotiana attenuata, 921 nucleotides long. RefSeq lists its product as uncharacterized. NCBI's taxonomy places the organism in Eukaryota, Viridiplantae, Streptophyta, Magnoliopsida, Solanales, Solanaceae. The transcript has 2 exons. Bases 1 to 921 code for a protein of 306 amino acids. The record is from RefSeq and is a predicted model, not a curated record.